Messenger RNA from Xenia sp. Carnegie-2017, 764 nucleotides. RefSeq lists its product as uncharacterized. The record is from RefSeq and is a predicted model, not a curated record. The transcript has 2 exons. Lineage: Eukaryota; Metazoa; Cnidaria; Anthozoa; Malacalcyonacea; Xeniidae. The coding region runs from base 26 to 349 and encodes 107 amino acids.
UUUUAUAUUUUCUCUUUCAGGGAACAUGAAGUGCGACGAUAUUGACACAGUUUAUUCUGUUUUUGUCGCUGUUCUUGUUAUCUACAUCAUUCUAACUAUAAUUACUUUCAUCGCGUCCAUAAUUGGAUGUAUGGGAACUUGUUGCGCACCACGUGAUCCUGUAGUGGUCGUGACCCCUGGUGUACCUGUUCAGGACGCAGGCGCUGUGGUCGUGACGUCCAAUCAAUCUUCAAUCCAACCAGGUUAUGUAGUGCAGCCAAUGCCGUCCCAGGUCCCUGGGUAUGGUUAUGGCGUUCAACCUCCUCCAUUACAGACCACGUAUGUGAACAAGGUGGCGUUGUCGAAUUAGGAAAUCCAUUCAGUUAAUCAGUGUUUUCCAACUUUUUUUCAUGCUUGAUGUUUACAUUUUUUCACAUUAAUAACAAUUCGAUAGUCAUUUAAUCCUAAUGUAAAUUUGUCAUAAAAAAGACAUAGCUGGUACGCAGUGGCAAAGUCAAUUAGCAUAAAUAUAAUUGCCCAACCUAAAAUAUUUAAAAUGGCCAUAGACAUCAAGCUGAAACCAUCUCUUAUUGUCCAAGGCAGUUCCAUCCCACUAAAUCUUAUCUAAUUCCAUUCAACACCACUCUAUCCCUUAACACAAAAAUCACACAACACUGUCAUCACUAUACCUUGUAAAUUAUCACCCUGAAUAUAAUGUAUAACUAGUAUAUAUGUUUUCUAACUUCCUACAUGUAUGUAAUGUAAUCUGAAAAUGUUUUAAGCUA